Messenger RNA from Taeniopygia guttata (zebra finch), 691 nucleotides. Lineage: Eukaryota; Metazoa; Chordata; Aves; Passeriformes; Estrildidae. The record is from RefSeq and is a predicted model, not a curated record.
CUCUGGAAAGUGAAGGAGCUGGGCAGAGCUGGCAGGUCCCUAAGGAUCUUCGGAUUGCCCAGCCCGAUCAUCAGGCGUGCAGGCACUGUACUGGGAGAUGGGUUUGAGCUAGACUGGGGCUGAAGCUCCUGGCCGAGCUCCAGUGCGAACAGGCAGCAUGGAGAAGGUGGAAGCACGGACAUGGAGAGAUUUGGGGAUGGGGAUCGGGCUCGGCGGUCACUUCAUGGGGAAGAAGAGCGUCACAGGCUCCCCACACCUGGAGACUGCGGAGGAGCCUGCAGUGCCAAUGGUCUUUGGUCCCUCUCUCCGAGCCCUGCUGGAGGACAUGAUGGAACUGCUGACCCGCGAGCUCCUGAAAAUCCUCUUGCAAGAAAGGCUACUGGAUGAGAACCAAGGGAAAUAUGACCUCACUGGCCAGGAGACAGGGCUCUUAACAAAGGUGCUGGAGAAGUACUUUUCAAGCUGAAGAGGUGCACCAGGGGAGGAUGAGGUCUGCAGGGUCAGCUCUGUGUGGUGAACAGAGGAGAGCCUUGUCCUUGUGCGUUUCUAUAGCGGCAUCACUUUUAUUUAUUCUUUCUGAAAUAUUGUCCAUAGUGGUUGUGUGUGAAAAUGGAGCCUCCCUGUAUAGUUCCUGUAUGUUUUGUGUUUCCUUGAUGUCUGAUGUGUGAAUAAAGCUGGUUCUUUGCACAGA